AUGAUUUGUGAGAGAAAGAAGAAACUGCUACGAUACUACUAUGAUUAAAUAUUUUCUAAUUUCUUGAAUUAGAUAUGUAUAUUAUAUCAAAACGAGUUUAAAUACAGCUACGAGAAAUGGACGAAAACGAUUUCUUUAGACAGACAGUCCAACACUUAGCGAGAUGUCUUUCCUCCUUGAAUCCAACACCUUGGGAGAAGGUGAACACAUUAUUUAUGUUAUGUCCUCAAGUCAGCUCACCAUUUGUGGUAACUUCAAGGAGUCAGGAAGCUAGCAUAGCACUUGGUCUUUACUUCCUUCAGAGUGGAUUGCAACAUCAAGAAAAACUCUUGCCUUAUUUCCUAAAAGUAUUAAAAUGUCUUACAAAUGCACAAUUCCAGGAACCUAUGUGUAGAAUUAAGUCUGGCGAUCGAAUCCCUAUGUCUGAGAAAUUCAGCUUCUGUUUAAAUACACUUCUCUCAGAUGUUGCAUCAAAAAAUCCAUCUCUACGUGAAGAAAUCAUCACUGCUCAAAUAGAGCUUAUGUCAAAUCUCACUAAAAUUGUAAUCACCUGUUUUGAAAGUAAAGAUUACAAUAAUACAUCAAAACUUCAGUUAUGUAAGAGUACAGUGCCAAUUCUUAUAGGACUUGCAAGGUCUAUGGGUAGAUAUCCAACUGUUGAACCAUCUUUACUAUGCAGAUUAUUCCCGCAACCUAGUAGUCCAGUUCGAUCUAAAGAACCAGAACCUAACUUUGAAUAUGCUACAUUAGAUAAGAAGAGACGAUUUAACCAAUUCCGACCAAUUAUUCCUCGAUCAUUAUCUGGAAAUUUAAAUCCAAAUACAGAGACAAUCAUAGAAAAUGGUUCAGAUACAGUUGACAGUGGGCGUGGGACUCUAAAGAGAAGUUCUUUACAAAGCUAUCACUCAGUACCUUAUGACCCUACAACAUAUUUCUUUCAUAAGUUUGGAUCUAGCUUUAACCAGUUUCCAUACAUGAGAUUUCCUGAAUCUCCAGAAAAGAGGAUUGGUGUCCCAUUUUAUGUAACAUAUCUACAAUCAAUUUUAUCAUUAGCAAAGAAAUUGUUGACAAGAGAUUUAUUAGCAUUUUUGGAUGAGGAGGCAGAAGAUAUUCAUGCAUCGGGACAAAUUCAAGUAUUUCCAUACAAGUCAUUUUCUGAAACAUUAAAUCUAGUCAUGGUAACAUUGCUACGUGAUAUUUUACAAAACCAAAAAGACCUACCAGGACCAUUUACAAAGGAUGUACAGGAAUUUGUUAAAUGUUUGUUCCUAAGUGGUCAAACAGAGUUACAGAGUAGGCACCAUGAUGCUUCUGAGAAGGAGGAUAGAGAAACAAACUUUGCUACUGUGAAUAAAUUUAAAGUCAAUGUUAUGGCUAAUUCAGCCUGCGUUGAUCUCUUAGUAUGGGCUAUUGGAGAUGAGACAGUGGAUGACGACUAUGACGUGCCAGCCCUUAUAAAUGCUCUUACAAUAUUAAUAGGAGCGGAUUCACUUUGUGGUCGAUUGACAGAGAAAAUUAAUUCCAAUCAUAAUCAUAAAUUAAUCUUGGCUCACAUGCCAUUGCUCAUGGUUUGCUUAGAGGGUCUCGGUAAAUUGGCAACAAAAUUCCCUACUAUAGCAAAUACUUCAAUUUAUUGUCUCCGAGAUUUUCUCGUCACUCCAUCUCCUAUUCUGUUUAAACUCCACAAGCUAGAACUAGAAAGAUCUGGGAAAGAUCAUAUAAAAGUUUCAGUUCAAACCAAAGAACCCGGAGUAACAGAUACGGGUGCACCCACAAAGUCAACUCCCUUCGAAAAGCUUCGAGAUGCAGCCAUAGAGAAUCUGUGUGUUGCUCUGGAUGCCGCAUUAUCUGUGGAUCCAUAUUGUGUUCCCGCGCUUGUUGGUUCUGUCAGUAACAGACUGUUUACCGCUGAAACUAGUGACAGUGAAUCCUCGUUAAUCAGCACAAAUAUUGUGAUUAUGCUGGGCCAUGUAGCAGUUGCGUUAAAAGAUACACCAAAAACUACAGAGACAAUAUUACAAUUCUUCCAACAACGGUUAUGCCGAUCACCGUCUUCCUUGGACACGUUGAUAGUGGACCAGCUCGGGUGUAUGGCCCUUGCGAGUCCCGAAGGUCCAGCACACGAUGAAAUCAUGCGAAUGUUCACUGUUAUCACGGUGGAGGCAGCCAGUGCUUCUUACCAGCAUACUGAUGACAGGAAACAAUACCGACAUGUGUCCGGUGCGGUUCUAAACGCUCUUGCGAAUAUAGCGGCAAAUGUAAGAGGAACAAAUGCUCGACAUGAACUAUUGAUACGUCUAUUGGAAUUGUUCGUUCAACUUGGCCUUGGAGGAGAAAGGGCUACGGAUCGAUCACCAGCGCCGGUUUUAAAAGCGUCAGGAAGUGCGGGAAAUUUGGGUGUGCUUAUUCCAGUUAUAGCGGUUCUAGUCAAACGAUUGCCACCCAUAAGAAACCCAAAACCUCGAUUGCAUAAGCUUUUCAAAGACUUUUGGCUAUACUGCGUAGUAAUGGGAUUUACAGCAGCUGAAUCAGCUAUGCGAAAGCGUCUAUGGCCGCAAGAAUGGUAUGCGGGAGUAAAAGAGAUAGCGGCGAAAUCACCUUACCUUGUCUCUCAAACGUCGUUGCGUUCCGAAAUGCGAACGUAUCAGUACACGUCAGCUGUCAGAAAUGACUCGGUAUCAAUAAAUGAGUUGCAAGAAUUGAAAACGCAGAUUUUGAAUCUGUUAGACCAUCAACCGGAUGUUACAGUGAUUGUUAAUAAGUUGACGUUUGCGCCGUGUAUGUAUCUACUCAGCGUUUAUUGGCUGGAAUCCUUAAGAGUAUCCAACUCACCAGAACCAAGUUUACAACCAAUUAUUGAGUAUUUGAGUGAUACAGCACUACAGAAAGAAAAGAGUGGUAUGUGGCAAUGUGUUGCCAGCGUUGGCGAUAAAGUAUUCCAGAAAUUCUUGGACGUCAUGUCGGCAAAGGUUAAAGAUGAAUCUCGAGAAAGGGAAUUGGAGUUGCACGCGCAAUUUUUGCUUGUCAACUUCAAUCACAUACAUAAACAAAUAAGAAGAGUCGCUGAUAAGUGGCUGGCUGGACUUGUUGAUAGAUUUCCACAUCUAUUAUGGAAUUGUCGGGUUCUUUGGUCGAUGUUAGAUAUAUUACAAGUACUGAGCUUCAGUUUGGACUUGGAUGAAAAUCAAGAGACGCCGCUACUUAAAGUACCGGAUACUGACUUUACAUUGCAACUCCAAGAUACGCUGGAAGGGAGAGAGAGUAUUGUGAAAGACUUCGCAGACAGAUGCCACGGGAUCGUGCAAGAGGCUAUGAAAUGGGCGCCGCAGUCCACGAGGUCACAUUUGCAGGAAUAUUUGAAUCAGGUUCCCAAUUCGACCCUCUGGCAUCACUGCGGACUAGCCCUUGCAAUAAAUGCCUUACUGGGCGCAGCCGGUCUAAAUAGAAUGUCGGCCCCCCUACCACGAGCGGCGUUAGACAAACGACCACCCUGUGUCACGCAGGAUUCAGCAGCGUUACUCGCUGUUGUAUCGCAACGGAGUCGCUAUGUUGGAGAGGUUGCUGGUUCAGUGUCAGCGGAAGGCGGUGGGGAAGCGGCCUUAUGGCGCGUUGGGAGUCGAUUACUCACAACAUUAAAGGAGGCCAGUUCUAGUGGUAGUGAAACAGCCCACAGGAUCGCUCUGUGGCGCUGCACGGCACUUCUAGUACACGCAACGACGUUCUCUACGGGCGCUAGUUCCGCGUCGUCGACCGCCCGGUCUUUAUUGCAUAGUGUUGCAUGGUCACAAGUGGACAUCUUCACGGAAGAUGCAGUGACGUCAGCAGUGGAGUGUUGGCAAUGGCUGACCACGUCCAGACCGGAUUUAGAGUUGAGGCUUAUGCAGGAAAUAUUUGCGGCUUGGCAAAGUACCGUUGAUAGAAAAAUGGGUCUUUUUUCCAAGCAAAUUACGGAGAUCAGUCCACUUGCAGCAUAUGAAGGUGCCAAAUUAGAACCACGUCCACCAUUCGUAGCUCCGCAUGGAGUGUGGGUGAGGUACUUGUGUGAAGUGGCAGAAACGGCUAAAUACAACAGUUUGGAAAAAGUAGAGAUGCUGGCCAGUCUUUUGCAUAGAACCCUACCAAUUACAGUGGGUGAUGUACGAGAUCACAUAAAUAGACAUGUCGAUGCCGUUGGAGUACGAUUCAAACUUCUAUCUUGCGGUCUGUCCCUACUGCAAGGUGACAUUCUGCCUCGAUCUCUUGCCCGGAAUAUCCUAAGAGAAAGAGUUUAUAGCGCAUGCCUCGACUACUUUUGUCGAGGCCUGCAAUGCCCUUCAAAAGGUUCCAGAGAGUUAAGAGAAGACAUAAUUUCUCUUAUUAAAUUCUGGCAACUGAUGCAUUCCGACAAGAAAUACUUGAAGAGCAGUGAUAUUGGAGCUGACUUUGAACUUAUGCAUGGACCGAGCAACCAGAGCCUCUAUACAUCAAAUUCACCCACAGACAACAGAUCUUCAGUGAACAGUAAUGACAUUGGAAAUCGACAGACAACAGGCUGGAUAAAUACUGUUCCGAUGUCGACAACGACAUUGAGUAGUGGUGCGGGUAGCAUCGCCGGAAAACGGUCCAAUAGAAGUGUAAAGCCGCCAGCCAAGUCACAAGAUCCCUUCGUGAAAGAUUAUGUUCGAAAACGAAACCUUAUCCUGGAGUUAAUGGCAGUAGAAAUCGAGUUCCUAGUGACAUGGCAUAAUCCUCACAGUAGACCCGAGCAAGCGAUUCCGGGUGAGGAUAAUAUAACAACGUGGAGAUCCAAGCCAAAUACAGAAAGGACGUGGCGGGAUUACACGAAAUUGGCUUGGGAAAUAAGUCCAACUUUGGCUGUGUUCUUACCUGAAAGGUUGAAAAACGACAGUAUAGUCUCAGAGAUAAAGCGUAAAGUCCAGUCACACCCAACAUCGGUGUGCCACGUGCCUCAAGCUCUUAAAUAUCUCGUCACUACUGAAACUCUACUCAAUGAUGCGCAUGAGCUCGUACAUAUGGUGACCUGGGCGCGAGUAAGUCCCGUUGAGGCUCUAUCAUACUUCAGUCGUCAAUAUCCACCACAUCCGUUAUCUGCUCAGGCGGCCGUGUCCACACUUACGUCCUACCCGUCUUCGGCAGUACUGCUGUACAUUCCUCAGUUAGUACAGGCAUUACGUCAUGAUACUAUGGGUUAUGUUUCGGAACUAAUAAAAUCAUUGGCAAAGAAAUCUCAAGUUGUCGCUCAUCAACUUAUAUGGAACAUGCACACUAAUAUGUACACUGAUGAAGAAAUGCAUAAUAAAGACACCGCAUUAUACGACAUAUUAGAGGCGUUAACCAAGAAUAUAGUGGAUUGUCUUUCUGGGCCGGCUAAAGCAUUCCAUGAAAGGGAGUUUGAUUUCUUUAGUCAAAUAACAAAUAUUAGUGGAAUCAUACGACCUUAUCCUAAAGGAGCUGAAAGAAAAGCAGCGUGUUUGGAAGCCCUUAAGAAUGUUAAGGUCCAACCCGGAUGUUAUCUGCCAUCAAACCCCGACUCUAUGGUCAUUGACAUAGACUAUAAAAGCGGUACUCCUAUGCAAAGUGCGGCUAAGGCUCCGUACUUAGCGCGGUUCAGAGUAAGAAAGUACGGAAUAUCCGAGAUGGAAACUGUUGCUAUGGCCAUCGCCUCUGGGGAGGACCCACCCACUGAGGAAGGCAAAGACAGGUAUACGUCAAUAGCUCAGGAGACGUGGCAAGCGGCUAUAUUCAAAGUGGGCGACGAUGUACGACAAGACAUGCUCGCAUUGCAAGUUAUAUCACUAUUCAAGAAUAUCUUCCAACAAGUGGGGUUAAAUCUCUAUCUGUUUCCUUAUAAAGUCGUUGCCACUGCGCCUGGGUGUGGUGUGAUUGAAUGUGUGCCAAAUGCAAGAUCUAGAGAUCAAUUAGGUAGACAGACAGACAUCGGAAUGUAUGAAUACUUUAUUGCUACAUAUGGUGAUGAGGCUACUAGAGAAUUUCAGGCGGCGAGGCGUUGUUUUGUCACUUCAAUGGCGGCGUACAGCGUGAUAGGAUUUCUCUUGCAGAUCAAAGAUCGACACAACGGUAACAUCAUGCUGGACACCGACGGUCAUAUUAUACACAUCGACUUCGGCUUCAUGUUCGAAUCGUCACCAGGUGGAAAUCUAGGCUUUGAGCCAGAUAUUAAAUUGACAGAUGAAAUGGUUAUGGUGAUGGGUGGGAAAAUGGAAGCACCCGCAUUCCGGUGGUUCUGCGAGCUUUGUGUUCAAGCGUUCCUUGCUGUUAGGCCAUACCAAGAAGCAAUAAUAUCUAUGGUAUCGCUUAUGCUAGAUACAGGGUUACCAUGCUUCAGAGGUCAGACUAUUCGCCAACUACGAUCACGCUUUGCGCCAAAUUCUACAGAAAAAGAGGCGGCCGCGUACAUGCAAUCAGUUAUAAGAAACUCCUUCCUCAACUUCAGAACGCGAACAUACGACAUGAUUCAGUAUUACCAAAACCAAAUUCCUUAUUAAAUUCAUAUGGGUUUCUACAUUGCUAUAUGGUACUAGUACUUAUAAAAGGCCACAAAAGAAAUACCUCUGACUGAAAUGAAUAUAAACUACUCUUAUAUAAGAAUAUUUGGAGUGUCGUCAAACAAAUCAGAAGUAUAAUCGAAAGUCGUAGUCCUAUUAUCUGUGAACUAGUUGUUUUAUGUUAGUCUGUGCGGAUUGAAAACUGACCUCAUAUUUAAAAUGGCAGCAGUGCUAAAUUACCUUUUUUGUUGAUAUCCAUAAUGUCAAUACGAACACAAAUCCCUUUCACAAAUAUUUGAAUUAGGGUACCAUGUUAAAAUUGUUUUAAGCAUAACAGAUGCGCGGUUUCCGCUUCCCGUAUAGACUCGAACAGAGAUUAACAAAAAUAAUAAUUUGGCAAUGAUUAUUGGUCACGCCAAUUAAUUCUUUAGUAUCACUUAAAAGUUAAAAGGAUUUAUGAAAAUAAUAGGUUUUGGUAUAAUUUAGGUAAGCUAUGACUAUUUUACCAUGUACCUAUAUACCUACUCUAGCCAUAACUUCUGUGAGAAUAGUUUCAGGACAUGUACAACAAUAACUCGAUAUAUUGGACAUGCACUAAACUUCGCGUCUUGUUUAAUUACGAUAAAACAAGAUCAACGUAUAGUUCCAAGAGUUUGCGACCGUCCUAUUUUAUACUUUUUUUGGCAGUGUAAGUUGACGUUACUAGUAAGACGUGCAGAACAUGCAGUUGGUACAACCUUUCCGAGUAUCUUGAAUAUGCCUAACUCGACCUAUAAGUUAUCGAAGGUCUUUCGACGGAUCGUAAAACUUUUUACAUUUCAAUAUGGAAUAUGAGUUAUUCCGGAAAUAAUUGAGGAUUGAUCAUACCAAAAUCGUUUGAAAAUUUCUGUAUAAUUCAAAAUGAUUUCAACUGAAGGAUUGUAUUGGAUACAUAGCUAUCUGAUUAAAGGAUAAGUUACACGGUCAUAAUUUUGACAUUGACAAGGCAGAUGUCUCCUUUAUCAUUCCAUUAUAACAACAAAAAAGUAUUAUAGUUUAUUUUUAUUAGCAGAGGGACUUAAUUCGAAAAUCAUAAAGGGCUUCAAUUUAAUUAUUUUUAAGUUUACGGCACAUAUUCUGGGUAUAGUUUAGUUUUAAAUCUUUAAUUAUUUGGAACUAUCGCCUCGCUAUUGAUUUUUUUAUUUUACCUUUAUUUUUUAAGGUAUGCAAGUUUAAACUAUAUGAACUGUUUUCUAUUUGAUUCAUUAUAUUAAAGAUGAUUGUAAUGUUUACGAAAUUGUACGUACUUACGCAAAUGUUAGGAAACUAUGUUGGAUUCAUCAUAGAUAAUGGUGAUAGUAUUUCAUAUAAGUCGUGAGCAAAGCAUAAUAUAUGUAAAAAUUCUUAUCUGUAUCUAAAUAUCAAGCACUCCAGCGGAUUGACAAUACCUUGAUCUUUUUAUGUCAAAGAUAAAAAUUAUUACCUUUUGUCUUUAUAAAAAUGUAAAAUUAUUUAGGCUGCGGAUUAUUUUCUCGUUAAGAAUUCUUAACAUAUGUAACCUUUAUAGAAAAAAUAGCUUGGUUCCGUGUUUUAUUCAGUGAUUUGUAUCGAAGUUAAUAUACGGUUAUUAUAUAAUUUAAGAAGUGAAAUGUAUGCUUAUAUAAGUUUGACUGCUAAACUUUUGUGUCGACUUUCACAAAAUUUUAGGAUUUCCAGAAAAAGAUAAUUUUAUAAGGAAGGCUAAGGGCGCCAUUUAUUUGUAGAUACAUUAUUUAUAGUUCCAAUUGUUGAUCAUGUUGAUAUUCUAUUAAAUUAUAAGAAUUACUAACUAGUAAAUGUAAUAUUGAUUCCUAAGUCGUUUAUCUUGUCUUUUAGAUUUUAUUGUGGCAACCCUGUUACCUUUCUUAAUUUGAUGUUUCGUGAUUGAAACAAAUUGUUUAUUGUUACCAUAUAACUAUUUAAGUGAUUUAUUGUCAUUGGUAAAAUGUGUAACAGGGUUGCCGCUGUGUAUACCAAUAUUAAUGUUUCGGACAUUCCUCAUAUAAAUGUUUAGUAAAUUGUUGUUGGUAUUAAAUUAUAUAUGGUAAAGGAAGA
This is a messenger RNA of Pieris brassicae (large cabbage white), 8579 nucleotides long. RefSeq names its product phosphatidylinositol 4-kinase alpha (gene Pi4KIIIalpha). The transcript is spliced from 39 exons. The record is from RefSeq and is a predicted model, not a curated record. Bases 117 to 6506 code for a protein of 2129 amino acids. Gene Ontology annotation, biological process: phosphatidylinositol-mediated signaling; phosphatidylinositol phosphate biosynthetic process. NCBI's taxonomy places the organism in Eukaryota, Metazoa, Arthropoda, Insecta, Lepidoptera, Pieridae. Gene Ontology annotation, cellular component: plasma membrane; cytoplasm. Gene Ontology annotation, molecular function: 1-phosphatidylinositol 4-kinase activity.